AUGAAAGCUCCCAUCCUUAUGCCACACCUGGAAGAAAAUGAAGUGCAACGACUACCCCUAAACAUCUCAGCCAUAAUAGCUGGCCACAAGGUAUCUCGAAUACAUGUGGAUGGAGGGUCCGGUGUCGAAGUAAUAUACGAACAUUGUUUCCAUAGAUUCGACAGAGAUGUAAGGGAUCGGCUUGAAGAAGACUCCAUCCCCUUAGUGGGAUUCAACAACAGUGUAUCACACCCCCUGGGAAAAAUCAGGCUCCCAUUCACAGUUGGGGUAGGGGAUCGGGUCCGAACGAUAAACUUGACCUUCACAGUGGUCCGGGCACCCUCGAAGUACAACGCGAUCUUAGGAAGACCUGGAAUUGGGGACUUACAAGCACAGGCAUCCACCCCCCACGGAGCUUUAGUGUUUCAAACACCGAAUGGUUUAGCCUGGGUAAAAUCCGCUUAUGAGGUAAUUUCUUCCGUAUCCAAAGAAGAAGCACCUGAGAAGCCACGGAAAGAGGGAGUAGAAGAAUGGGUCCUUUGCGACAGCUUCCCAGAACAAACGAUCAAAGUGGGAAGUCACCUAAGUGACAAAUGUAAGAGUGCCCUGAAAGGGCUGCUUCUCCACAACAUAGGCGUGUUUGCAUUUCAACAUGGAGACAUGACAGGAAUCCCCUGGAGCUUAACUGAACACCGGCUCAACACUUACACAUGGGCGAAGCCGGUAAGACAGAAAAAGCGAAGCAUGGGACCCAACAAAAGAAGGGCUGCUUGUGAAGAAACCAGAAAAUUGCUCAGGGCAGGAAUAGUCAGAGAAGUGAAGUAUCCGUCCUGGAUCGCCAAUCCGGUCAUGGUUCAAAAGAAAGACGGGGGAUGGAGGAUGUGCAUCGACUUCCAAGAUCUGAACAAGGCGUGCCCUAAGGACUGUUAUCCCCUCCCAGAAAUAGACGUCCAGGUUGACUCUUUGUCUCAGUACCCCCUAAAGUGCUUCCUGGAUGCCUACAAGGGAUACCAUCAAAUCCAGAUGUCAAUAGAGGACGAAGAAAAAACUGCCUUCAUCACAGACGAAGGGACAUUCUGCUAUACCAAGAUGCCCUUUGGUCUCAAAAAUGCUGGGGCCACAUAUCAGAGAUUCAUGAACGCUCUGUUCAGGGAACAACGGGGAAGGAACCUAGAAGUAUACGUCGAUGACAUUGUUACCAAAAGCUUGACGGAGAUGGCCAUGAUAGAUGAUAUAGCUGAAACUCUCAGCACUACGCAAGAUGUGAACAUGAAGUUAAACCCUGGGAAGUGCUGUUUUGGAGUAAAGGAGGGGAGUUUCCUGGGAGUAGUAGUCACUAAUGGAGGAAUCAAAGCAAACCUGGAGAAAACCCAAGUUGUGGCUGAGAUGCGAUCUCCCAGGUCCUUGACGGACAUUCAACAACUAAACGGGAGGUUAAUAGCAUUAAACCGUUUCUUAUCAAAGGUAGCCGACAGGAGCCUCCCUUUCAUGAAAGUGUUAAAGGACUGCCUCCAAACGAACAAGUUCAAAUGGACCCCAGAAGCUGAGGCUGCCUUCCAAGAAAUGAAAACUUACAUCUGCAAGCUCCCAACGUUGGCCACCCCAGUGCCCGGGGAACUCAUACUCCUAUACUUGUCAGCCUCGAAAACGACUAUAAGUGCAGUAAUGAUGGUAGAACGUGAAGGGAAGCAAAUCCCCAUUUAUUUCAUUAGCAGAACACUUAAAGGUCCCGAGGAACGUUACAUGCCCCUGGAGAAGCUGGCAUUAGCCCUUGUUUUCGCGUCCCGAAGACUCAGGAGGUACUUCCAAGGACACAAGAUUGUCCUGAUGACUGAUCAACCUCUCCAAAAGGUACUCAGGAGACCGGAGCUGUCAGGGCGGUUGGCUAAAUGGGCUGUGGAGCUAGGAGAACACUCUUUGGAAUUCAAGCCUCGGACAGCCAUGAAGGGGCAGAUACUUGCCGACUUUUUAGCAGAAGUCCCUGAGGAUGAAGAGAGGGAAUUCUUAAAAUGGGAAGCUUUGGAGAAAGAAGAAAAAGAAAAGGAAGACGAAUCUGUGUGGAAGUUACUCACCGACGGGGCCUCUAGUGAAGAAGGGAGCGGGGCAGGCAUCACACUGAUAAGCCCUGAGGGGAUUGAGCUGACAUACGCCAUAAGACUGGACUUCGAAAACACCAACAACACUGCAGAGUAUGAGGCCCUCUUGGCAGGGAUGAGGCUGGCACAAAAAAUGAAAGCGAGGCAUGUGGAAGCCAGCACUGAUUCACAACUGGUAGUAAAACAGUACCAAGGAGAAUAUGAAGCCAAAGACAACAUCAUGGCUCAGUACGUAGUGAAAGUAAAGGAAACAGCCAAGACAUUCAAGACUUUCAAAUUAGAAUACAUCCCCCAAGGAAGGAACAGAAAAUCUGAUGCCCUCAGUAAGUUGGCCUCGGUGGCAUUCGACCACCUGGCAAGAGAAGUCAAAGUAGAAGUCCUGACCGCCACCUCCCUCAACGUGAAGGAGGUAACCGCAAUCGAGAACGUGCAGGAAACAUGGAUGACACCGAUCCUGAAGUUCCUCAGGGACGGGACGUUACCUGAGGGAGACUGGGCAGCCAGAAAGGUGAGGGUCAAGGCCCUGCAGUAUGAGCUGAUUGACGGAGAGUUGUAUCGAAGGUCAUAUCUGGGCCCAUCCCUGAAGUGUGUUGAUAUGGAAGAAGCUGAGUAUGUGAUAAAGGAGAUGCAUGAAGGGAUUUGUGGAAUGCAUUCGGGGCCAAGAACGAUAGUAACAAGGGCAAUGAAUACAGGAUUUUAUUGGCCACAAAUGUAUGAAACAGCAUCCGAGGAGAUCAAGAAGUGUGAUAACUACCAGAUAUGGGGUCCCGAAAGAGCUGGUGAGCGACAACGGCGUCAGUUUGCUGGAAGACCUUUCAAGCCAUGGUGCGAGCAGAUGCACAUCCAACAAAUGUUCACCUCCGUCACCCGCGCCCAAAGUAAUGGAUUGGUAGAAAGAGCUAACCAAAGCGUUAUCAAGGGAAUGAAGGGAAGACUAGGGAGAAAACAAAAAGGCUGGCUGGAGGAGCUACCAUUCGUAUUAUGGGCAUACAGGACCACUCCUAAAGGUUGCAAUGGGGAGACUCCUUUCAGUCUAACCUACGGAACAUAA
Messenger RNA from Helianthus annuus (common sunflower), 3126 nucleotides. RefSeq lists its product as uncharacterized. The coding region runs from base 1 to 3126 and encodes 1041 amino acids. The transcript has 2 exons. Lineage: Eukaryota; Viridiplantae; Streptophyta; Magnoliopsida; Asterales; Asteraceae. The record is from RefSeq and is a predicted model, not a curated record. Gene Ontology annotation, molecular function: RNA-DNA hybrid ribonuclease activity; nucleic acid binding.